Molecule: messenger RNA, 10740 nt
Organism: Parus major (Great Tit)
Lineage: Eukaryota; Metazoa; Chordata; Aves; Passeriformes; Paridae
Gene: SLCO3A1
Product: solute carrier organic anion transporter family member 3A1
Exons: 10
Coding region: 60-2045 (661 amino acids)
Biological process (GO): sodium-independent organic anion transport; prostaglandin transport; transmembrane transport
Cellular component (GO): membrane
Molecular function (GO): protein binding
Source: RefSeq, a predicted model, not a curated record
GGAGGAAGGUCUCCUGCUUCUCCAGCAUCCAGCUCUUCCUGGUGUCCGAGUGCGCCCUGAUGCUGGCCCAGGGCACGGUGGGAGCCUACCUGGUGAGUGUUUUAACCACCUUGGAGCGGCGAUUCAACCUCCAGAGUGCUGACGUGGGUGUCAUUGCCAGCAGCUUCGAGAUUGGCAACCUGGCCCUCAUCCUCUUCGUGAGCUACUUCGGAGCCCGAGGACACCGGCCACGCUUGAUAGGAUGUGGAGGGAUAGUCAUGGCCUUGGGUGCCCUCCUUUCUGCAUUGCCUGAAUUUCUGACCCACCAGUACGAAUAUGAAUCUGGAGAAAUACGCUGGGGAGCUGAAGGGAGGGAUGUGUGUGCUGUCAACGGGUCCACCAGCGACGAGAGACCAGACCCGGACCUUAUCUGCAGGAAUAGGACUGCUACCAACAUGAUGUACUUGCUGCUCAUCGGGGCACAGGUCCUCCUGGGCAUUGGUGCUACCCCUGUCCAGCCCCUGGGAGUUUCCUACAUCGAUGACCAUGUGAGGCGGAAAGAUUCCUCCCUGUACAUAGGGAUCCUGUUUACGAUGCUGGUAUUUGGACCAGCCUGUGGAUUUAUCUUGGGCUCCUUCUGUACCAAAAUCUAUGUGGAUGCUGUCUUCAUUGACACAAGUAAGCUGGACAUAACCCCGGACGACCCUCGGUGGAUCGGAGCGUGGUGGGGAGGCUUCCUGCUCUGUGGUGCCUUACUCUUCUUCUCGUCCCUGCCCAUGUUCGGCUUCCCGCAGUCGCUGCCGCCGCGGCCCGAGCGCGCCGGGGAGAGCGAGCAGGCCAUGCUCCCCGACAGGGACUACGAGCGGCCCAAGCCCAGCAACGGGGUCCUGCGGCACCCCUUGGAUGGGGACAGCAGCACCACCUGCUUCCAGCAGCUGCGAGUGAUCCCCAAAGUGACUAAGCACCUGCUCUCCAACCCCGUGUUCACCUGCAUCAUCCUGGCAGCCUGCAUGGAGAUUGCAGUGGUGGCUGGCUUCGCUGCCUUCCUGGGGAAGUACCUGGAGCAGCAGUUCAACCUCACCACCUCAUCUGCCAACCAGCUCCUGGGGAUGACAGCAAUCCCGUGUGCGUGCCUGGGCAUAUUCCUGGGUGGCCUCUUGGUGAAGAAGCUCAGCCUGUCUGCUCUGGGAGCCAUCAGGAUGGCCAUGCUGGUCAACCUGGUGUCCACAGCUUGCUACGUGUCCUUCCUGUUCCUGGGGUGUGACACAGGACCUGUGGCAGGGGUUACUGUUCCCUAUGGAAACAACUCAACUCCAACCUCAUCUCUGGACCCAUAUUCCCCCUGCAAUAACAACUGUGAAUGCCAAACUGAUUCCUUCACUCCAGUGUGUGGGGCAGACGGGGUCACAUACUUAUCUGCCUGCUUUGCUGGCUGCAGCAGCACGAACCUCAGUGGCUGUUCGUGCCUCACCUCGGUCCCUGCUGAAAACGCCACCGUUGUUCCUGGCAAAUGCCCCAGCCCUGGGUGCGAAGAGGCCUUCCUGACAUUCCUGUGCGUGAUGUGUGUCUGCAGCAUGAUCGGGGCCAUGGCACAGACACCCUCAGUCAUCAUCCUCAUCAGAACCGUGAGCCCCGAACUCAAGUCUUACGCUCUGGGGGUGCUUUUCCUGCUGCUCCGGUUGCUAGGUUUUAUCCCACCACCGCUGAUCUUCGGGGCCGGGAUUGACUCCACGUGUCUGUUCUGGAGCACAUUCUGCGGCGAGCAAGGAGCCUGUGCACUGUAUGACAACGUGGUCUACAGAUACCUGUAUGUCAGCAUUGCUAUCGCCCUCAAGUCCUUUGCAUUCAUCCUGUACACAACCACCUGGCAGUGCUUGAGGAAAAACUAUAAAAGAUACAUCAAGAACCACGAAGGUGGUCUCAGCACUAGUGAGUUUUUUGCCUCUACUCUCACCCUAGACAAUCUGGGGCGGGACUCGGUGCCCCAAAAUCAACCACAUAGGACAAAAUUUAUCUAUAACCUUGAAGAUCAUGAGUGGUGUGAAAAUAUGGAGUCUGUUUUAUAGUGACUGUGGAAGGGUGAACUAUAUUAAUAAUACAAGGGUCCUUUUUAAUAAAAACAAGGAGAGAGCACGAAUGAGAGAAGAAACAACUGCAAAACAGCAUCGGCAACACAGGAAACUUUUGUCUUUUUCUCAAAGUCAGACCCGGCCAGGAUUCUUGAGGACAACAUCUUUUAAUGGGAUCACUUGUGACAUCCUGCAGGGUGAUGGAGAAAGCAGGGAGCCCUUGUGGCUGGGUACCAACUCCUUUGGCGACAGUACGAGCUUCCAAGGAGGGCAGAGGUUCGCUGGAGAGCCCGGCACAGGCUUGGGCACGAGGCGUAGGGAAAGCAAGGUGAUAACAGCAAGGUGAUAACAGCAAGCUGAUAACAGCAAGCUGAUAACAGCAAUAGGUUUUUUCCCAGUUGAGAUGGGCUGUGUGGAGCCCUGCGGGGUUGGCCAGGCUGGGUGCUGCUCCAACCUGCUGCGUCUGCCAUGGCAAGGAGGGAGCUGUGCUGGAGUCCUUCCAGCAGUCACACUCUGUCACCAGCCACGAGUCCACGAUAAAUACCUUGAAAGCUGCUGGAAACCUUCCCAGUGGCAAGCAAUGCUGUCAGGGGUAUCCAAGUCCUUCCAGCCCAGGCUUAUUCGCAGAUUGCAGCUUGGUGGCUGUCUGCGAAUAGCUGCGCUCAGAUCUCAAACCCAGUAGAGUUCAAGACAUUUGCUCACACUUGCCAAACGUGCUGUCAUUUUUAAAGGGGGAUGAGCUCCAAAUACUUACCUGUGUAGUCCUCUAAUGAGAUGUUUUUUGAAAUUAUUUUCAAAUCUAUGUUAACCCUUAAAUCGCUGACACUUUUCCAUGAGGAGGAUUUAUUUAUGCUAGUUUGGGGAAGGAUCCUGUUUAAUUCACCCAAACGUAAUGUGACUCAAGGGGUUUGUUUAAUCCUCUGCAUUUUUUAUCCAUACGCCUUCAUUCUAAUAUGCUACCAAGCCAAUGAAGACACAUAAUAUGUUUUUAAAAAAGAGAAUGAAUGCACUGUGUCUCUAUAAAAACAAUUGUCAGUUGGAGAAUUACAGAUAAUAUGAUGAUUUACAUAAUAUAGUUUUUUUCAUAUUCUAUGUGACUCAGUGAAUACAUAUAUAUGUGGAGAGGCUGUUUAUGUUCUCUCCAGUUUUUAAAGAUAUAUAUAUAUAAUUUGCAAUCUAGAAAUUGUGUGGUGGAUGUUUUCUUUAAAGUGUGUGUGUGUGUGUGAGCGUGUGUGUGUACAAGAUGAGAGGAAUACCUUAAUCCUUCAACCCUCACAAGUGGUAUUUUAUUUUUCACCUGAGAAAUUCCACUGACUUUCAGUGGAAGCCAUGUGAGGAAGAUGGAAUAAUCUCUCCUGGAUACCACAUUUUGUUUGUACGUGUGGGAAUAGUGUUCCUCUGGAAGGCUGGGUUAUGGGAGCAGAGGCUGGCCAGCACUGAGCAACUCAAACUUCCAUUCAGCUCCCCACAAACAUCCAUGCAGGAGCAGAUUUGGCUUGGCUCUUGCAGUGCAGACUUACCUAAACCUGCAAAAACCGUGGGGAAACUUUCACCUGAUUACAAGAAGCAUGGGGGUCAGGCUUAUUUUGUAUGCAUAUUUUUGUUUUCCAAAACAUUCCUGCUGGGAAGCAAUGCAAAUUGGCAGCAUUUGAUGAGCUUUUCCCCAGGAACCAGACUUGUUUCCAAUGGACUAAAUGUCAGAAGGGCUUUAAGGGUUAGCAUCGUAAUUAAAAGUUCCUUUUUUGUGUGAAUUUCGAAGCUGUUGUGUGAACUUGAGGAUGUUUAAAGGAGUAACCUGGCAUGUUGAGUCAAAUGCUGGAUGUCACUUCCAUGCAGGUGGCAGAGGGGCUGAUCUUCCCCAAAUCCUUUUCCAUUGCUGCAGUGGACACCCCAGAGCUGACACAAUUACAGAGGGUUGAUAACUUUUCACUCAUGUUCAGCACCUUCUUAGCAGACUUUGCUCCUAUCCAGGCUUUGCAAUAUGGGUGUGGAGUAUCAAACUGCUUCCACUUGACUGAAAUUACAUGUGUGUUUGCAACUUAUGCACAGAAUUACAUGUUCAGCAACAAUAAGGGCAGGAAAAAAGGUUGUAUCAAAUAAACUCCAUUGUGCCAAAUACUCAACAAAUAUUGUAACUGCAGAUAUUUAAUUCUUGGGUUUCAGCCAUGUUAAGAUUCACUCUACUGAUGAAGGAGUUUAAGGAAAAAAAAAAUAUUAAGCUGUGCAGUGCCAUUGUUAUGCUGGGUGGUAAAUGAUGCUUUUUAGACCAUUACAUUGGUUUAGUAUGUCCUAUCUGCUAAAACAGAGAUACUGCAUCCAUAAAACAAUGAAUUCAAAAAAGGCACAGCGUGCAUAACUGUCUCAUAAAAUAUAUAUAAUUGUCAAGUAUAAGCCUUUGAAAUAAUUCUGUACGGUUCCCUUCAUUCUGCAGAUUCAUUACUUAGACUGCUGUCUUUCCAAAUGUUAGCUCAUAAUUUUAUACUAUACACACACUUUCAGACUGGAACACAAAUUUCACAGAACCUUUCUAAAAGCCUGAUUGCUUGAAAUUUCAUAAUGCCUUUCACAAUUUCAUGAUUUUCCCCUCUGAAAGUGCAAGGUGAAGGAGAAUAGCAUGCUGAUUGAUAUGAUGUAAAACAAACUCCCAGUGUUCACGAGCUGUGGUUUGUUGGUACAAAGUCCCCCUUGACCGGAGUUAUGGAAACAGGAUUCCAGGGCACAUAACAUUUUCAUUUUUGUUUUUCUUUACUUUUUCCAUUUGAUCUCUUCUCUUAGUAUGUGUGGGAGAUGCAGUUGAAUGGGGUUACUUACAUUAUUUUUAAGCUGUAACUUGAAAUUCCUGCAUGAUUGUUAUUUUAUUUCUUUUCAUAAUGGAAUUUUUGAAAAGCUUUUCUCCCAUCCCACUCUUAUUUUUAUUUUUUUUUCCCAGGGUUAGGUCUGAUGCCUGCAUCGUGAAGGGCUUUGCUGUCGGUGCUUUGGUACAGAUUUAAGAACAGAGCUUUAGUUUAAAGAAAACAAACACAGACCAAACACUUCAUCCACAGCAGCAGGCAUUUUAUUUUUUUUUCUGAUUUCAGAACCACAAGCCAUUUUUGUCUGCAACCCAGUUUUUGUUACAGAAUAACAAAUGAAGAGUGUCAGACAUCCUCCUUCUUCCCAAACUGCGUUAUGGGCCUUCACCUGUCAGCACUUCGCCUCCAUCCUGCAACUGCCUUAACCAUGCAGGAGACUUAAAAAACAAGGAUGGAGUUAGAAAAAUGCCCAGGAACAGAAACAGGGGCGUGGUCUGAGCUGUGCAGUCCAGAUCCAGUGGCAGAAAUUGUUUCUUAAUUUUCAAGAGCAUUGAAAUUGAGGGGUUUGUUAGGGCUUCAGUCUCAGCAGAAAUGUCCUUUUGGCAUUUUCAAGCACUGUGUUCCCCACGUGGCUGUCUGCUAAGGAAUGGGAUGUUGGGAAAAACAAACUACUACUGAGAUUCUGCAGUCUCUCUGGGAUUGACCAGUUGCCUUGCAUGGCUUCAGGCUGGGGUUUCCUUUCCCGUGCACAGAUCCUACUUUGGAAUAGCCCCAGUGGAAUCAAAAGGGAACCCCAGUCUAAAAUUGGUGCAGAUGACACUGGAAUAGUUUUCUCUGCAUCCUUGUUAACAAGGUGAUGGAUUUCCAGAACUUUCUUUUAAUGUAUAUAGAAAUCAUCCGUUUUUCUGACUUUGCUCAGCACAUCUUGGAUGUAGAGUGGGACUGAAGAGUCCAUCACUUGAAUUAUCACUUGAAUAUCACAAACCUUCCAUUCCUGGCAAUUCAGCUAACGGGGACCUCCCUGUGCCAUUCACUUCUGAGAUGCACUAAACUCCCUGGUGCUGCUUCUGUUAAUCGUGGUUGGGUCUCACCUUGCUCAGAAGGUGAGAAGGGAAAGAUGCAGAGAGGAAUUAGCUUCCAUUAUCUGACUUAGCUACGCUUCAAAAUGCUUCCAGAUUGAGCUGAUGGUUUGCAGACAUUUGGAAAGUGAUUGGAGUAUUUCCAAAUGGCUGAGACACAUCGACUUCUUUUUCCUUGCAAAAAGAAAUAAAUUAAAAUUAAGGGAAUGAGUGUGAUUUGGACCCCCUCCUAUCCCCAUCAGAGUUUUAAGUUCAUCAUAUUGCAUUGGAGGCAGUAUGCUUAAGGUUCACCUUUGUGUCUCAGACAGACUCACAUUUUUCCUCAGUAAAUGAGGUCCUGAGACACAGAAGGGCAACUCCAACUCACAGCCAGCAGUUUCACUCCACAGCCAACCCACAACAACCUGAAGCCUACCAGCACUGUGAAGCUUUAGUCCCCAAGUCAGCCACAGCUGUUGCUGCCAUGUGAGUUUGUCACAGCUGGGUGUGUUUGGCUUGGUGUUUUCUUCAGACUUUGGCAUUCUUGGUGUGAUGUUUGCUUUAUUCUUGGCAGGUGACGUGGGGAAUUGUCAGUACAAAAGACACAUGCAAAUGCUUCACUGGACUGCUGUGAUAACAGCUUUGUUUCUUUGUUCACAAGGGUUUCCAGAGUUACUCCUGCUCUGCCUUUAAAUGCAGCUGUGCUCAUCUAUCCCCCUAAUUUUAUGUGAACUGUGUUUGCAGACAGGAGCAGGUUUGUUGAUGUUCUCUCUCUAGAUCUGAUUAAUACGUGCAAAGCUCACAAGUUUUCUGUGCACAGGGCAGAGCACCUCUGAUUACAAGCAAUAACACUGACCUGCUCGUUUGCAACAGGGAUUCUGGCUUUCCUUACCUAAAUCUGGGUUUGCCUCUCCCAGCAUCCCACACCACUGCUGUGACUCCCCUGGUUUGUUGGCAGCCAAGAUUCUACAAUCAGUGGAACACAGGCAGCAGUUCAUUAUGAUGGGAAUUUUUGGUGUGACCCAGAUUCAGCCAUGCUUACCCUGAUGGUUGGGACUGACCCAAGGAGGAAAGGACAUUGUAACUGAGCCACUCUGAAGGGAUUAUCCACCCUUCUGUGCUCCUGGAUAGCCCUACCUCCACCAGACCCAUGGUUUGUGGGUGUUUUCUUCCAGGCUGACCAUCAGCUUCCUUUCUCUAGCCACAGUUCUUCCUUCCUUCCCCUGAUGGCAAAGCACAGCUUGGCUAUACCAAGUCAAUACAAGGUACCCAGAGUUACUGAGUGGUGUUUAAAUUUGCCUGGAAUGCCAGCAGGUCUCACUUAGUUUUACAUAUGUUCAAAAUGUUAUAGUUCGUUCUGCUUAUAUCCCCUAAAUCUAUAACUUCUAGGCUGCAAAUGAUGUUUUCUAUCAUUCCAUUGACAUUUCUAGCCAAUCUCAGUCUUAAUACAAUUGCUUUGCUGAAAAAUGGCCUUUCAGCAGUUCUUAGACAUGAGGUACUUCUUUAUUAACUAGUGAUGCCAAAAAUCUUUGGCCAUUGUCUGUUCCCUGAAUUCAGGGGAGCAGAAGGAAGCUGUGCCUGCCCAGAAGCAAUACUGAUGUUUCCUGGGGCAGAGUGUGAACGUGGACUGCUCUUUUUUCAGCUUCAGUCUUGCCUGUUUGGCUCUGGGCAUCUCUUGAUUCCAGAAGGACCCAGGGAAUUCAGGAGAAGCCUGAAUAGACAGAGCAGUCCUAUUUAGAUGUCUGCAAGAGUAGGACUUUCAGGAUAUUUGUAGUGUUUAUAUUGUUUUGCUUGUCAAAGCUUUGCUUCAGUCUGUAUUUGUUUGAUGAAUGGAAUGACCAUUCAUCAAACAAAUGGGGUUUGGGAUGGGAUGAGUUUGUGAUGUUUCCCCCACUUUAUUCAGAUUAAGUGUGGCAGAGCAGGAUGCCCAGCCCCAAGAAGGAAAAGAUUUGUCAUACCCUGAGCAGUUUGUAGUGCUGGACUUGUUCUACACAAAGUUGGUGUCUGCAUAUGGCAGGAAGCAAUAAGAAACUUGCCAGCUGCAACUCAGAAAAUAAUUUAUAGCAAUUUCAUACAUGAGUUUUCCCUUUUAUUUCUUCCUUGCAAAAUGCUGAGAAAACCAAGAAAAUGCCUCCAAGGUCAUUUCUUCAUAUCAUCUGUGGUCUGGAGGAGUUGGAAAAGCUUUCUUGUCAUUUAUAUGAGGCUGGAUGUUAUGCAUGGACAUAAAACUCAUGGGUUAUUUCUGCUCCCUGAGUUCCCUAGGCUGGAAUUUUCUCAUCAGUAAAAAUAUUUAGUUCAAAUGUGAUUAGGAAUUGAGUAAGAGGAUCCUUGCUCAGUGCCAGUGGGCUGAGCACCACUGGACACACAGCAUUCCAGGACAGUGCUGGCUUCCAACUCACAGUCCACUUUCCAGGAAUAUUCUCUCACAGAUGCUUGGAAUUCUCAGCCUCUCCCAGUGUUCCUACUGGUUAAAGCACUCAUUUGAGUAAUUUAGAGAAACUAAUUUGAGAGCAAACACGAGAAGGGUAUGAACCCAGACAAAACCAAAUUGGUAUUGAGGCGAAGCAGGUGGUGUAAAUUUUAUUUGCGAUGUUUGCACAGCUCUUGGAUCGGAAGCAGAAACCUCUCGGGCAUCAAGAGAGUUGCACAUGGCCUAACAUAUCUUAGUUCUUCCCAAAUGAACUGCCCGUGGAUGGGACAGCAAAAGGCUUCUUUCCCUGCCACGGAUAUCUCACCCCCAGAACCCGUUUUCUCUUGCAGUACGGCAUCGCACAAACACCGGUGCAUUUACCCCUCAGUGCAAACAGUGCUGUGUUUCUGGUGCCUCACAACAAUAACUGUGAACUUGAAAGGAAGAAACGACCCCUGUUCUUCACCCAUGACCCUUCCUGCCCGACCACAGGAGGAGGAUGAUCCCUCUUGGAGACUCACAGCCGUUCUCCUAAAGUCUUACAGCAGCAGGACCAAACGGUGCUCUGUGAUCACGGGUGGCCUAUGCCCUGUGCUAGGGGUCUGUAGCUCAGCUACAGCCCCACGUUGCCUUCACAGUGUGUUGGUGCAAAGCCUGCUGAGGAGGCUGCACAUGACUGCCCCUGACAAGUGCUAAGGGCUGCCAGUGGUCUGUGACCACCAAAGUUUUGGAGUCUCCACGUUAGCACAUGAAAGCAGCUUCCCUCACCUGCUUUUGGGGAAGAGCCAUCCCAGAGCAGGUUCAGAGGGAAACUGGAGCAGCGCUGGGACCGCACAACAGGGAGCUCUUGGUACCACACCCGCAGGGAGGAGGGGGUGGGAUGGAGCAGGGGAAGAGCUGUGACAUUUUAAAACCCAUAGUGCCUACCGCUGCAAAUGGAACGCUGUAUUGUAUUAUAUUAUACGUGACUACCAUGUAAAUAAAGUACAAUAAAUGUGGUGUUCGUUAGGAUUUUGAUACAAGUCAAAUGCAGUCUGCAGAAAUGUUUUUUCCCUGCUGUAUGUACUUAUAUCACAUUCCAGGCAUGGGGACAUUGGAGUUGUGUGAGCUGGCAGUGCAUAAAUGGCAUUAGAUGGGGCGUGUUUGCAGUAAGACUGUUCUAAAAUUCUUUUUGCCCUGUGCAAGUGAGACACAAGCACCAUCUGAAACCAGAGGGGAGGGAGUGGGGGCAGUUUACACAGGCAGGAGGAGAGCAGCUCUUGCUGUGCUUGAUGAGAAGAGACUGCCCAGCCAGUCCUUGGCCAUGCCUCACUCGUGGUGGAGAGACAGCGAGGUUUUGGUGGCUGAUCUCUCUUUGCUUGUUCUCCUGCUGCAGAGGUUGACCAGCAGCACAUGCCCUGCCUGUGUAACCUGGUUAUUCCCCACCCCUGACAGCCCUUAGUGGCAGCUACAGAUGAGCAAACUCGAGAACUUAAAAUUCAAAGCAGAUUGGGAAAGGAGUUCUGUUCUUGACCAGCUGGCUCUUCUGUGUCUCUAGCAGAGAUUGAGGGGCUUGGAGUUUUGGCUAAUAGUAUUAGGAUUUUGUUCCUUAACCCACUCCCUUAUCCAUCCUUCUCUUUGUCCAUAGUGUAAAUAAAGAAAAUGAUACAUUUUCACGAGGCAGGCCUGCCAUGUGCCCUCCAAAUCCUGAUGUGUCUCCUAACUGGGUUGUUGGUGGGAGUUUCUCUGGGCUUCAGAAGCUCAGGACUCCUCUGACAAGGGUUUGCAGCUGGUGUGUGGGUGUAAUCUUCCCUCAGUACAUGGAAGGUGCUUCCACACUGGUUGUUUUGUUGGAGAACAAGACCACUCCAUGCAGUGUGUCACACCUGUGACUGAAACUCACCUGCAGAGCUCUGUGCAGGGUUCACAGCACUGGAGGAGAAUUUACCUGCCUCUGUACCAGACCAGUCCGUGGUGUUUGUCCCUCAUACCAUUGCUGUCCUUCACAGUCACCUGGGCAGAGCAGCAAUUGUGGGUUGUGGAGAAGGUCCUCCCUGCACAGAACAUCUCCACAAAUAGUCUGCAGCACUGUGUGGGACCUGGACGAGCCCACGUGCCACUGCCCCUUCUCGGGCUGAGGGUUACUGUUCUCCUGCAGUGCCCAAGCAAAAGUGGUCCUCAGAAAGGUCUUUGAACUGUGCUGGUAAUUUUUCAGAUGUUUAGCAGCACUUCCACAAUAAACCAAAACCUGGUUUGGAAAAGGAAAUGUUUCACUGUACAAUUGACUUUAAAAAAAAAAAAAAAGAGAAGCCACAUGCUCGAUAUAUUUUGAGUACUGUGUUCUGUAUUUUUGCAGCUUAUAUUUUCCAGAUGAGCAGUUUAGAAAUAUGUGAUGUGAAAUACAUACUGUAAGUUUGCUGUAAAUGAUAUUAAAAACACUAUUUUCAUUCUUC